UCCACUGCAGAUCUGAAGUGACAGGCGGAGGGGUCGUGACAAGAGGAGUUUCCACUGGAGGCCUCACUGGAUAUAUUGCCAUGAUUUUAUGAUGAGCUGCUGUGAAGUCGCCCACCAAGCUCUGGCUCCUCUGUUUCCGUCUCGUGCCUCCAUGAACACCCCAUGUUCUUGAUGUCCAAAGGUGACUGGAUGUUAGAGCGGGUCUGAGCCCGACCCUGGUCGACGUCUAUACCUGCAGUGGUUCACCUUUCUCCGUGGGACAGUCGAAGGGGAGCCGGGCGCCAUGCCCACUCUGCCCAACCUCAACAGCCUGGGCAAGCUGUGCAGCUCCAGCCGUAGCCACAAUGUCGACCGCGUCCGGGUGAAGCGCAAGAGCUCGGUCAAACGCAUGUCCAUCAUCGAGGAUGGGCACGUGGCCGAGGUCCUGUACCUCAUUCCUAAACAAUACAUGGAGCAUCUGCCCUACCUCGACCCAAAUGAGUAUUUUCUGAGUGAUAGGCUGAACGACGUUGCGACAGUGGCUCAUGCGCAGGACACACAGCACCACUCCACAGAGAAGCCCCUGAUUCAGUGCUACAAGUGCGGGGAGCCAUGUAAGGGCGAGGUGCUGCGGGUGCAGAACAAGCACUUCCACCUCAAGUGCUUCACCUGUAAAGUGUGCGGCUGUGACCUCGCCCAGGGGGGUUUCUUCAUGAAGAAUGGAGAGUAUCUGUGCACGCUGGACUACCAACGCAUGCACGGCACCCGCUGCAAUGGCUGUGGGGACUUUGUGGAGGGGGAAGUGGUCACUGCCCUGGGCAAGACGUACCACCCUGCCUGCUUCGUCUGCACCAUCUGCAAACGACCGUUCCCCGCCGGGGACAGGGUGACCUUCAACGGGAAGGACUGCCUGUGUCAGUACUGUGUCGAGCCCAUGUCUCCGGGACCAAAGGACAUCCUGGGCUCCAGCAAUUGUGCAGGAUGUGGUCGAGACAUUAAGAACGGACAGGCUCUUCUAGCGCUGGACAAACAGUGGCAUCUGGGCUGCUUUAAGUGUAAGGCCUGCAACAAAGUGCUGACCGGGGAGUACAUCAGCAAGGACGGCGCCCCCUACUGUGAGAAGGACUACCAGAUCCAUUUUGGAGUUCAGUGUGAGGCGUGUCAUCAGUUCAUCACAGGGAAGGUGCUAGAGGCAGGAGAUAAGCACUACCACCCCAGCUGUGCGAGAUGCAGCAGGUGCAAUCAGAUGUUCACAGAAGGAGAAGAGAUGUAUCUGCAAGGAUCGACAGUGUGGCAUCCCGGCUGCAAGAACACCACCAGAACAGAGGAGAGACACAGGGAGCGGCUAUUGCCUCCGUCCCUCUUAUUCCUCCAAAAAACACAAAGGCAGCCUACGAGGUCGUCGUCCGAGAGCAUUUGUUCCAGACCUGGUUCAAGCAUACCUGGCUCACCGGGUCACACGAUCUAUGCAAAAGUAGACAAUGAGAUCCUUGAUUACCGAGACCUAGCUGCCAUUCCAAAAGUCAAAGCCAUUUAUGACAUUGAGCGCCCUGAUCUUAUUACCUAUGAACCUUUGUACACCACCUCCCUGGAUGAGAGAGAGGAGAGACACGAGAGUGUGGGAGAGCUCCACACUGCCAGGAGGGAGCGUUCCCCCUUGCCCGAUGACAAGUCCUCAAGAAACAUGUCGCCAACCCCACCUGGUGAGGGCUCUUACGACAGGAGGGAACGCAUCCUCCAAAGGUCCACCAGUCAGGGCUCCAUAGGAUCACCAGUUUAUAAUCGCCAUGGUUACACCCCCACCUUGUCACGGUCGCCACAGCAUUUUCACCGGCCAGAGGCUCUGACAGGCAUGCAGAAGCUCUGCUCCUCCUUGUGCAGUAACAGUGUGGGCUCCAGAAAUAGUGACUCCCGCCCCACCUCCCCUUUCAGACACCACUUCCUCCCCCAUAGCCAAGGCACUGACCCGCCGAGUGGCCGGAGCUCCCCCCUCCCGCUCAGGCCCGACAGCCGGCCGGUCACCCCGCCUCUCUCUCAGACCCCUAAACAUUUCCACCUCCCAGAUCAGGGGAGCAACAUCUACAGGAAACCGCCCAUCUACAAACAACACGAUUCAGAUGCCAUAGCACGUCAAAGCAAGUCUGCUGAUGAGAUCAUCAGAUCCGCCACCUUCCCCGCUGCCCAUGCUCCCUCUCCGGAUGACAGCUCACGGAGCGAGGGCGACCGUUGGCCCUGCUCUCUCGCUGUAUUAGGUUCAGAAGGGAGGAGACGUUCCAGAGAAGAGGAGGAGGAAGAGGCCUUGAAAAAAAAGCAGCUCAACGAGGAACAUCUCAUCAAGAUUCAGUCUGGUUUGGGAAAGCUCAUUCUGAAGGAGGAGAUGGAAAAAGAGCAGAUCAGGGAGCGUCACGCACGGAGCCUCUCCGCUCAGCGCUAUGACCCCAAACAGACCAACUGUGACGCAGAUCCAACUUCUCCAACCAAAACUAACUCUCUGCCUGGCUACGGAAGGAAUGGGCUGCAUCGGCCCCAGUCCACAGACUUCACCCAGUACAACAGCUAUGGUGACAUGUGUGGAGGAGGCAGAGAGUUUCAGCACAUUAAGGAUGGCCGUGCAGCACUUGCAAGGAUGGACAGGGGAGUAUCUAUGCCUAAUAUGUUGGAACCAAAAGUGUAUCCCUAUGAAAUGCUCAUGAUAACCAGUAGAGGGAGAGCUAAACUGCCCAGGGAUGUGGACAGAACCAGACUGGAGGUAUCAGAUUUCCACCUGACUGUCCGCAAUUGAUACUGGAUUUCUCUACUUUUGUCGCCACUUAGCACCCGAAACGUUCUUUGACAUCUUUGGAAUGGAGAUCCAGGAGUUUGACAGGCUUCCCCUGUGGAAACGCAACGACAUGAAAAAGAAGGCCAAGCUCUUCUAGCACUCAGAGCAGCAUGCACAUACUGUACAUUCAUUCAGAUAGCACACGACAACUGUAAUCUAGAUGUAGGUUUUUGGUUUAUUUCCUUUUCUUCUGGUUUUUUGUUUUUAUCCUGGCAUAAUCAAGGAAGCCAUGAAAUGGACUCUGACGCUUCCUGAGACUGUGAGCCGAAUGAUUUGUCCAGUUAGACUUGCACAGGAAACAAGGAAUCUCUUCCAUGUUCAAAAAUGACAAAGAAUGAAUGAUAAAUAGGGUCAUGUUAUUUGGUUUGACUGCGCUUGUUUUACUUCUUGCUUUGCUUCGAGUGGAACUGCUUUCCUUUCUUUCUUGCUUGUUUCUUCCUACUAUUUGUUGCUGUUGAUUCCUGUGGAACUUUGUAAGUACAGUAGAAACCUCAUGGCGCCAUUACGAAAUGCUCGUAGCUUGAACAUGUGUCAGCUUUUCCUUCGCUUGGGCUGAAACAGUUUUAGUCCAAAGUUUGCAAGAAUCGGCUCAGUGAGUCUUUGAAUAAAAAUUUUAAAAAAAGUAGCUGGGAAAGCAGUCAGCUGACCCAUCAACUGUUUUACCGGAUCUACAUGGAAAUGAAUCAUCGCCACUCUCCUUCCCCUGGAUACUGUACACGCCAAACGUCCACCUGACCCCGACAAAAAGAAAACGUCUCUCUUCUCAGGCUCUCAUAAACACGGCCAGACACUUUCCCUUUACAUGUAUUGGAAGUACAAAUCUUAAUAUAUUUUAGUGCCGUAUCCAACAUACAGUAACCAACAACUAGAUAAAACACAUAAUGUUAAGAAGCAACUGUAUUUGAAAAUACUGUUUUAUAAAUGAAAACCCACACUGCCAUUUGUUGUAUUGAAAUCUAAGCCAAUAAAGCUUUAAAUCACCAUGAACCAUAUGAUCCUCA
Sebastes umbrosus (honeycomb rockfish) is the source of this 3801-nucleotide messenger RNA. Its product is annotated as actin-binding LIM protein 1-like. The transcript is spliced from 26 exons. Gene Ontology annotation, cellular component: actin cytoskeleton; stress fiber. The record is from RefSeq and is a predicted model, not a curated record. Gene Ontology annotation, biological process: cytoskeleton organization; lamellipodium assembly; cilium assembly. Gene Ontology annotation, molecular function: actin filament binding. NCBI's taxonomy places the organism in Eukaryota, Metazoa, Chordata, Actinopteri, Perciformes, Sebastidae. The coding region runs from base 284 to 2761 and encodes 825 amino acids.